AUGGGCCUGGAGAGGCUGGGCCCCUUGAACGCCUGCUCAGAAAAAAAACAGCUCAGUAGGGAGGGGCAGCACAGAGGGGGUGCCGGCACAGGAGAAGAUGACGGCCAGGACUUGAGCGAGUGGGGCCACGUGCUGCCCAAGGUACUGGAUAGUGUGCUGCAGGCUCUGGCAGAUCAUGAGGCCGUCAUCUUCCUACCAUCUGCACGCCUAGUCAACCGCAAUUGGCACCAAUGGGCCACGCAUGCAGUGAAGGUCCUGGAUCUAAAAGUUACAGAGCCAUAUGCAAAAAUGGACAGGUUUGCAAGACAGGCAUGCACUUUGCGGAAAGGGGAAAGGAUUGAAAACGUCAUUAAAUCCUGCCCUGCCUUAGAGAGUUUGAUACUGGAGGGCGCGGAAGAUACCCACCUGCCAAUGUUGCAACGAUUCUCGCAGCUGAGACAGCUCAAACUUCUCAAUGGGACUUGCAGCGGUGUGACCAAUGGCGGCAUGACCCACGUUGCAGCGAUGACGGGGCUGGUCGGCCUCGAACUCCAGCUGGCAUCAAAUCUCACGGCCCAAGGGGUCCGAGCACUUGUCACGUUGACAUGCCUCCUGAGCCUGAAUCUGAGCUGGUGCUAUGCACUAACAGACGAGUGCGUGGCCACCCUGUGCCAGCUCCCCACCCUCACCGACCUCAAACUGAAUGGCUGCGACAAGAUCUCCGAUCUGGGGAUUGCGCACCUGUCAGAGAUGCCGCGCCUUAUGAGGCUCGCCCUGCUGCGUGAGCAGCACAGGGAUGGGCCGUUUUCGAACAAGGGGGCCAUGACCUUGGGGACCAUGACUGUGCUUGUGGCUUUGAACAUUAAGUCAUGCAGCGGGGUUAAUGAUGCUGGGGUGGCACACUUUCAAUCUCUGACGAACUUGAUCGAGUUGCACCUGCCGCAGGAUGUGUCGGACAGGGGUCUGGCAGUCCUCAGCAGCCUGACCGCCAUCGGCCAUCUCAGCCUGUGGCGCUGUGGGGCCAUCACAAAUGAGGGAUUGAUUCUUUUGCAACAGUUUUCCAAGCUGGCAAAGCUCGAGAUAGUGUCUUGCAGGGGGAUCUCAAAUUGGGGCAUGGGUAUGGUCGGGAGGCUGACGUACCUGAAGGACCUAACUCUAGAAGGGUUGCCCAUCAAUGACGAUGGCAUCGAUGAGCUGUCGGCCCUCACGGGCCUCAAGAAACUUAGCCUGGCCUCCACACGGGAGUUGAGGAGCAACGGCACAAGGCGACUGAGCGGCUUGUCUGCACUGGAGAUCCUUGACUUGUCUGGGUGCAAGGGCAUGUCGGAUGUCGGCGUGUGGUGGCUGUCGUCGCUGGUGGGCCUCAAAGAACUGCACCUGAACGGGUGCCCACAGGUCACAAACCAUUGUGUGAAGGGUCUCCUGGCCAUGCCACUGCUGACAAAGCUGGAUCUGGCCAUGUGCACAAAACUUACCGAUGAGGGCAUGGUGAUGAUCGCGCGUCUUACAAGCCUGGCUGAUCUAGACCUGGGCGGUUGUUUUAAGAUUACGAAUGCGGGAGUUGGGCACUUGGCGCGUCUGAGGUUUCUGUCACAUGUGAAUGUGGUGGGCUGCCCGCUCGUGUCCUUGGGCAGUGGCGCAUUGUUGCGCAGAUGGCAGUAG
This is a messenger RNA of Ostreobium quekettii, 1641 nucleotides long. The record is from the annotation of a GenBank genome assembly. Lineage: Eukaryota; Viridiplantae; Chlorophyta; Ulvophyceae; Bryopsidales; Ostreobiaceae.